AUGACGGGCCUCCUGGGCGGUCUGCGCGCCGCCCGGCGCCAAGGCCUCUCGGCGCUGCAGGGGCUCGUGCCGAACGCUGGUGGGUGUGCAACUGGCAGCAGUGCCGAGGCCCUGCGCGGCCUGAGCACGGCCGCGCCCGGGGCAACCGCGCAGGUCGGCGGAGCGGUGUCUUCUCCGGACGGCAGGGGCAUCCACACUUCCCCACACGCCGCCAUGGCGCGCGACGCGCCCGUUGAGGUGCCCAAGGAGAUGAAGAACUUCACGCUGAACUUCGGACCGCAGCACCCGGCGGCGCACGGCGUGCUGCGCCUCGUCCUCGAGAUGCAGGGCGAGAAGAUCGAGCGCGCGGACCCGCACAUCGGGCUGCUGCACCGCGGGACGGAGAAGCUGAUGGAGUACAAGACGUACCUCCAGGGCCUGCCGUACCUCGACCGGCUGGACUACUGCUCCAUGAUGUGCAACGAGCACGCCUACUCGCUGGCGACGGAGCGCCUCCUGGGCGUCGAGGUGCCCAUCCGCGCGCAGUACAUCCGCGUGCUGUACUCGGAGCUCACGCGCGUGAUGAACCACCUGCUAGCGCUGACGUGCCACGCCAUGGACGUGGGCGCGUUCACGCCCUUCCUCUGGGCGUUCGAGGAGCGCGAGAAGCUGUUCGAGUUCUACGAGCGCGUGUCGGGCGCGCGCAUGCACGCGGCGUACGUGCGUCCGGGCGGCGUCGCGCAGGACCUGCCCAUUGGCCUGUGCGAGGACAUCUACAGGUGGGCGUCGCAGUUCGCGUCGCGGAUCGACGACAUGGAGGAGAUGCUCACGGACAACCGCAUCUGGCGGCAGCGCACCGUCGGCAUCGGCGUGGUGUCCGCGGACGACGCGCUGGCGUGGGGCUUCUCGGGGGCCAUGCUGCGCGGGUCCGGCGUGCCGUGGGACCUCCGCCGCACGCAGCCGUACGAGGUGUACGACCGGAUGGAGUUCGACGUGCCCGUGGGGUACAACGGCGACUGCUACGACCGCUACCUGUGCCGCACGGAGGAGAUGCGGCAGUCGCUGCGCAUCAUCUGGCAGUGCCUCAACGAGAUGCCCGAGGGGCCCGUGCGCAUCGACGACAAGAAGAUCUCGAUGCCCUCGCGCCGCGACACGCGCACGUCGAUGGAGGCGCUCAUCCACCACUUCAAGCUGGCCACCGAGGGCUUCCAGGUGCCCCCCGGGGAGGUCUACCGCGCCGUCGAGGCCCCCAAGGGCGAGUUCGGGAUCUACUUCGUCUCCGACGGGUCCUCGCGCCCCUACCGGUGCAAGAUCCGCGCGCCGGGCUUCGUGCACCUGCAGAGCCUCGACAUGAUGAGCAAGGGGCACCUCCUCGCGGACGUGGUCGCGAUCAUCGGGACGCAGGACGUCGUGUUCGGAGAGAUCGACCGCUGA
Molecule: messenger RNA, 1413 nt
Organism: Pedinophyceae sp. YPF-701
Lineage: Eukaryota; Viridiplantae; Chlorophyta; Pedinophyceae
Source: the annotation of a GenBank genome assembly